AAGGAUUCUCUGUUAAUGAAUCCAUAAAUAUCACUGUUGUAUCACCUGAAGACGAUUCUACCACUUCCAUGACGGAAAUGACAAAAAGUAGUUCACAAGAAUCUAGCCAGAUGACCUUUUCACCCGGAGUAGUAAACAAGCAAAGCACAGUUUCAACAAAAGUAAAUACUCCAGGUAAUUCUAUCAACUCUCCAGCUAGUGAAUCUCCUAACGGCUGGCACAUUACCAUCAUCGUUCUCGUCACCUGCCUCGUUAUCGCUGUCUUUGGCCUUGUCGUUGCCUGCACAACCUGGAGGUGCGCCUACGUCCACCUGGAGAGGCGGAACUCGGAAAGACUGGCGUGUUUAGCAGGGGUAGAUAUGGCAGACAGUCAAUGGAGACUGACAAUGGAUCCUGUCUAUGAUGUCAUACCAACAAACUCCCGUUGGUGGCGAAAAGCAAACAGAGAUCACUUGACAUCAACGCCGACAACUCCAUGACAGUCUGUUCAACACAGUCCAAAGUCUGUCUCACCUCAACAUCCCAGCAAUCCACUGACUUCUGAAGUUGGAACAUAUUUUGUUCAAAAUCUUCCAUCGUCACCUUAUAUACAUAUAUCAAACUUUUUCUUAGCCAUCUGAGCCAUAGUUCGUUUCUUCAUCAAAAAGUAGCAUUGAGUGUUGAACAGCGUCUUAAAGAAUCCAUUACUGCAAACCUCUAUCUAAAAAAAAUGAAGAAGAUUUAUAAAAUAAAAAAGAAAAUGUAAAAUUGAGACGAAAAAAAGGAAGGAACUUUUCCUGAAAACAAUUCACGAAGAUAUAAAAAUGUAUGUAUUGUACAGCAAAUGAAUUUCUUGAAAUAAAUAAACAUUAUUUUUAUUUACUAUAAUAAUACGGGAAAAUGUCCAAUCUAUUUGUAUGGUAAGAAAGUCUGACUGUAUUUUCGAGUAGAAGAAUAAAUGAUAUCCGCCAUCCAACACCCGAUAUUCCGGCUUCCAUAUUGAAAUAUAAUC
Pomacea canaliculata is the source of this 991-nucleotide messenger RNA. RefSeq lists its product as uncharacterized. The record is from RefSeq and is a predicted model, not a curated record. Bases 69 to 479 code for a protein of 136 amino acids. Lineage: Eukaryota; Metazoa; Mollusca; Gastropoda; Architaenioglossa; Ampullariidae. The transcript has 5 exons.